Trichosurus vulpecula (common brushtail) is the source of this 1871-nucleotide messenger RNA. It is a transcript of the gene PTCRA, whose product is annotated as pre T cell antigen receptor alpha. Lineage: Eukaryota; Metazoa; Chordata; Mammalia; Diprotodontia; Phalangeridae. The record is from RefSeq and is a predicted model, not a curated record. The transcript has 4 exons. Bases 97 to 684 code for a protein of 195 amino acids.
UGGAAGGCAGUUUUGUGGGCACCCGUGGCAUGCCAUCCCCGCCUCCCACCUCCUAGGGAGCUACAGCUGCAGCGUCUUUACCUCUCAAGCUGAGCCAUGUCAAAGCCCUGGCUGCUGCUUCUCCUGACCCUGGGAACUUCAGCUCUUCCCACAGGUGUGUGUACUGCUCCUUUCCCAUCGAUGGCUCCCCCGCUCACCCUGUUGGUAGAUGGGAAACAGAAGACACUGGUGAUCUGCAUGGUUUUUGAUGUCUCUCCUUCAUCUGCGGACGGCUCCAUCUGGUUCUCAUCUGGUAACGGCACCACCUUGGAUGCCUUCACUUAUGGCCCUUUGCCAGCCGGGGAUGGCACCUGGAGCAGCCUGGCCCAGCUUUCCCUCCCUGCUGAGGAGCUGGCUUCCUGGGAACCUCUGGUCUGCCACACAGGGCCAGGCUGGCAGGAUCCAGGCCCACGCACCCGUCCUCUUCAGCUAUCUGGUAAGCCCAUGGGCGACAAGUGCCAGCGGGAGCCAACCACUGGACCACACAGCCUCUCCCAGACACUGAUCCUAGGGGCCAUUCGGCUCAUCCUCUUUAAGCUGCUUAUGUUUGAUGUGCUAAUGACCUGCAGCCACCUCCGGGCACUGGGGAUCACAGCCACAAACAGUACUGACCUUGGGAUCCAACAUAGGGGGUCAAGAGUCUAACUCCUGGGACUGAAAGUCAACAUGCAGAAAUUCCUUCCCUCCUGCCCCCAUCAUAUGAAGAGGUUGUUGGAUCUUGGCCGAACAAGGAGAGAACUUUGAGGCUGACAGAUGGGAAUCCUGCGUAUAUAACCGCCUCACCUUUACCUUAUGGGAAUACAAGUAGUCUGAUGAUAUUGUUCCCUAUAGUUGGGAACAGUCUCCAUUUCCAGCCACCAGACUAAUCACUCCUCUCUUUUAAAGACCUCUUUAGGAUCACCAUCCUCCAUGAAGUAUAGGAGGUAUCAAAUGUUUCCCCACCUAUUGUUUAUCUCUAUGUUCAAUUGUGUAAAUGUUAUACUCACCUUGGCUUCCUCUCCUGGGAAGUCAGCUCUACGGCUUCUCAUACUUGAGAAGUCUACAUGCCCCAUCAGACUUCAAGCUCUCGGAGGCCAGGGCCCAAGUCUCUUGCAUCACACUAGGAGCACUCCCAGAGCUUCAGCUCUUAAGGAGUCCCUAGCCUGGAAUAAAUACACAGACACAGACAUAUACAUAUAAGGCACACAGGAAAAAGCAGGAGACUAACUAAAUAUAUAAUGGAAUGUAGCACACCUUGGGAACUGUCAAGGAGUGGGAGUGGGACCAGGAUAGACACCUGCUAGUCAGGAAAAAACACCCAGCAUGCCCUGACCAAGUGACUAAAUGGGUUGAGACAGUGUCUAAAAAGCUAAGUCUAUCUCCCAUCCUAAGGGAUGGAGGAACAGAAGCUUGGGAGAGGUAAGAAGUGCGAGGAUGAGUCUGGAAAGGAGUAGGCUGGAGUCCCAGGCUGCCAGACUAUCUCACCAAAGCCACCACCCUGAGUAGAACCUGGUGUUCUUCUGGGACAGGCAAGCAGAACAGCUUCCCUUAAGCAUCACAACAUCAGAGAAGUGACAGUCCAAGGAUGAAGAAGAGGAGGCUUUAACACUGAUACAAAGGGGAAUAUGACUAGGGCUGAGCAGAAGCCACAAAGAACAGACACAGACUGCCCUACCGACUGUGCUGCUAAGACAGAAAUGAUGAUUUCUACUCUCCCUUUUCACCCUCUCAAUCUCUCAAGGGAGAGAUGAUCUUGCUUCCUAAUUUGUUCUUCAAGACUUUGUAUUGCUUUCUAUUUCACUAUUUGUUUGAAAAGAAACUUGUUUUUCUGAGAUAAUAAAUUCAUUGAAUUA